AAUGAGCAGGCUUCAGACCUUCCCACUCACGGCCAGAGAGGGAGCCAGUGGGGAUGACAUCUAGCUAUGCCGUACAGAAAGAUCACUUCGCACGACUUGAAACUUUGUACAGCCUAAGUACCAUGAACAUUGGCAAGAGGAAAGAAAGAGACGAUUACUUGCUUCUACAAAUGGUUAAAUAUGAUGAACAACCACCAUAAUCAUGUGGGUAAUCAUCACUCUAAAACUAGAUCAGAUGUAACACAUGUGUACAGUGAUGAGGAAGCCCCAUUAAACAAAAAGUUGCCCAAAGAACUGUUAUUACGAAUAUUUUCCUUCUUAGAUGUUGUGACUCUCUGUCGAUGUGCUCAAGUAUCACGGUAUUGGAACCUUUUGGCCUUGGAUGGAAGCAACUGGCAGAGAGUUGACCUGUUUUCUUUUCAGCGUGAUGUUGAGGGCCCAGUGGUUGAGAAUAUAGCCAAACGAUGUGGAGGAUUCCUCAAAUCUCUUAGCUUGAGAGGUUGUCAAAGUAUAACGGAUGCUGCUUUAACGACAUUUGCACAGCAGUGUAGAAACAUAGAAAAAUUAAGCCUGACUGAGUGCAAGAAAAUAACAGACAUAACAAGUGAAAGUUUAGGAAGGUAUUGUUUCAAGUUAAUGUACCUGGACUUGUCAUCGUGUGCACUGAUUACCAACAACUCUCUCAAAUCCCUCAGUGAUGGCUGUCCUAACUUGGAGUAUUUGAACAUAUCAUGGUGUAGUCGAUUGAACAAUGAUGGGGUAGAGGCUCUGGCCAAGGGCUGCAAAAAGCUGACAUCAUUUCUCUGUAAAGGUUGCUUACAGAUCUCAGAUGGUGGUAUUGCACAUUUAGCAGAGAAUUGUCCUGACUUGAAAACAAUAAAUUUACACAGUUGUUCACAGGUUACAGAUGAAGCUGUCCACAGUCUCAGUGAUCACUGUCAUGACUUGCAGUUCCUCUGUGUGUCCCAGUGUUCCCAGCUCACAGACGCAUCUUUGGUGGCAUUAGGACAAGGUUGUCGAGACUUACGGACAUUAGAAGUUGCAGCGUGCUCACAAUUUACAGACCAUGGUUUUCAGGCGUUAGCGAAGCAGAACAGCAACAGCCUUCAGAAGAUGGACUUGGAGGACUGUGUUUUGAUUACUGAUGCAACAUUAGGACAUUUAGCUUUACACUGUCCAAAACUGACCACAUUGACAUUGUCUCACUGUGAGUUAAUUACAGACGAGGGAAUUCGCCACCUUGGGGGAAGCCCUUGUGCUACAGAACAUUUGCAAGUGUUGGAACUGGAUAAUUGUCCUCUGAUAACUGACGCCUCCCUAGACCACUUAAUGGGUUGUCAGGGCCUUGAGAGAAUAGAGCUGUACGACUGUCAGCUGAUUACACGAGCAGGAAUACGCAAGCUUAGGAUGCAUUUACCGAACAUUCGUGUCCACGCUUACUUUGCCCCUGUAACUCCGCCUGCGUCAGUGGGAGGGGGCAGACAGAGGUACUGCAGAUGCUGUAUCAUUCUCUGACACCGGCUCUUGUGCUCCACAUACUCAAACACACGGUUGCCGUUAGGAAGUGCCCAAAGUUAUGCCCUAUGGGGAGGUCAGGGCGCGAGCUGCAUUCCCGGGGACUCCAUCACCAUACAACUAGUAGUGUUCCCGCUUGUUUCGAUGCAAUGAAAAAAAUGUCCAUUGGCUUUUGACUAUCUCGGAGAGAUGGAGAGAGCUUUACUUCUGUUUUAUCACUAGCCGGGAGGUGAACGGUGUGGCGUACACUGACUACAGGUGCCAUGGCUGUGUUGUGGAUGUUAUGACUGUGAUCAGCUAUCCCUGCGCCAAAGUCUGGCCUAUGGAUAGAUUAUUUUAUUAUCCCUACAAAGGAGUGAGGAGAACCAACAUGUUGAUUCAUGGCUACACUCAGUGGAACAUUGCCAGUUGAUAUCAUCUUAGAUACUGUACAUAACAGAUAUCUCUAUCAGUCUUUCUCUGAUCAUGUAUAUUUAUUCAUAAUGAAAGAUUAUAUGCUUGUUACCUAUUGAGUGCUUAGAAUGGUUUGAUGUUAGGCAUAAGUUGUAUGUUUGCAGUACUUGUACAGUCUAUAUAGCCAGCUCUAUGCUUUCCAGAUCUGAUGAGAUCUGCCUUAUUUGAUGUGUAUGCCAGUAUCGAGAUAAAUCUACCAGCAGUGUAUUAUAAUCAGCCACUGACACCUCAUUAUGAUGGUUUUUAUAAUGACAUGGGUGUAAAAUGUAUGUUUAUGUAAUUGGUUUCUGUCCGAACUUAGAUCUUGAGGUUGUUUCUGCAUUUUGGCACCGUUAUCGACUCUGCCCUGAUCCCAGGUAAUAAUAAUGACAGUAAUUAUAUAUUAUGACUUUAGAAAGUCCAUUUACAACAUGCACAAAAUUAGUUUUAUGAGAACAAUGUUCUGACUGUUGUGAGUCGUCAGACACCAUUAAAGCUAAAUUCCAGUUCUAAGUUCGCAGACUUGUAGGGUUGGUUGUUAUAUGGUCAUCUGAAAUUGGACUUUGACAUAU
Liolophura sinensis is the source of this 2519-nucleotide messenger RNA. RefSeq names its product F-box/LRR-repeat protein 20-like. The record is from RefSeq and is a predicted model, not a curated record. NCBI's taxonomy places the organism in Eukaryota, Metazoa, Mollusca, Polyplacophora, Chitonida, Chitonidae. The transcript has 16 exons. Gene Ontology annotation, cellular component: cytoplasm. Bases 181 to 1515 code for a protein of 444 amino acids. Gene Ontology annotation, molecular function: protein binding.